This is a messenger RNA of Podarcis muralis (Common wall lizard), 1982 nucleotides long. RefSeq names its product kinesin family member 25 (gene KIF25). Lineage: Eukaryota; Metazoa; Chordata; Lepidosauria; Squamata; Lacertidae. Gene Ontology annotation, molecular function: ATP binding; microtubule binding; microtubule motor activity. The record is from RefSeq and is a predicted model, not a curated record. Gene Ontology annotation, biological process: microtubule-based movement. Gene Ontology annotation, cellular component: microtubule cytoskeleton.
CUUACCAGAAUAACGUGCUGGAGAAAUAUGAUCACUGCAGUGCUUCAAAGUCUUCACAGGGAUCUCUUCAAGAGCUUACAAUUUUAUCUCAGAUGAAACCAUUUGUGACAUGGACUGCUUGGUUCUUGACACUUAGCUUGCAAGAAACAACCAUCAAAGGCAGGUAGCAGCUCUGGCGCACACCCAAAAGACACUGACUGGCCUAGCCAGAAAAGGAUGAAUCAAGGAAUUAUUGGGAAAAUCUCAGGUGAAGAAGCAAAUGAUAGCUUUGCUUAUUACAAGCAGCAGAAGUGUCAUGGAAGUGUCAGAUCCGUUAUAAUCCAGCUGCAUGAAGCCAUACAGAAACUGAAGCAAGAAGUGAAGAAUCUCCGUUUGUCUGCCCUCACAUUUUCCAGAGAUGUCCAGCAUCAUGGCAAAACUUACCUUGGUCAGAUUUUGGCUGCUGUCCAAAGGCUUCAGAUGCAUAAUGAGGCUAUGCAAACCUUUCAGACCAGAGCCUUUGAACUUGAGCAGUCCUUGCAUGAAGUAAAUGAGCGAUACCAGAAAGAAAAACAAAGGAGAAAAGUACUUCAUAACAGUUUAAUUGAACUAAGGGGAAAUAUCAGAGUCCAUUGCAGGAUCCGCCCACUGUUACCAUUUGAUACACCUCCUGGAGAGUCAGACUUAAAAGACAGGCAGAGAAACAUCCCAGAAAAUGUGGUGUGUGAAGCUGAUGAUGAAACCGUCUUUGUAAAAUGCAACCGUCCCGGUCAUGCUUUGAUAAACAAGACGUUCCAGUAUGAAAGAGUUUACAGUGCUUCUGAUUCUCAAGUGACAGUGUUUGCAGAUGUAGCCCCUUUGCUAACAUCUCUGUUGGAUGGGUACAAUGUGUGCAUUAUGGCUUACGGACAGACUGGAAGUGGGAAAACACACACAAUGUUGGGUCCACAGUCUGAGAGUAAUUUCACUUUCUCCAUGGAAGACGAGCAAGGUUUAGGAAUCAUUCCUAGAGCUAGUGAAGAAGUAUUCAGACUCCUUUCAGAAAAGCCGCUAGGAAGCCAUUGGGUUGAGGUUUCUGUCGUGGAAGUAUAUAAUAAUGAAGUUUUUGAUCUUCUGGCCAAAGACAGCUAUGGAAGAAUGAGUGGUGUCAAAAGGGACAUAAUCACAAAUAAGGAAGGAAAAAGCGAUAUCCCACUUCUUACCCAUGAGCCUGUUGAAGAUGCUGUGGAGUUUUUGGAACUAGUUAAUAAGGGCUUACAACUGAGAGUCAAACACCCGACACUUGUCCACGCUCAUUCCUCUCGUUCUCAUCUUGUGAUAACCUUGACAGUAACCACAAUGGCUGACUCAGAGGAUAACUUGGCAACUCCCUGGGCAGGUGACCGUUCGAGUCCAAAGAUGGGUAGAAAACAUUUCCUCACUUCUCCUUGCUCAGUGAAAGAUGACAAGCCCUCCUUUCCUUCUAGAGCUUCUUCUCCGACGCUGUUUUUCAAUGAAUCUACAGAAAAACUUAAGCGAAUGAGAACGAAACUGCAGCUGGUGGAUUUGGCUGGCAGUGAAUGUGCUGGCAUGUCUGGUGUGACCGGGUCAGUCCUGAGAGAGACAUCCUUCAUUAACCGCAGCUUGUCUGCUUUGGCUGAUGUGCUUGGAGCCAUAUCAGAACAGCGCUCUCAUGUGCCAUAUCGAAACAGCAAACUUACCCAUUUACUUCAGGAUUCCAUAGGGGGCAAUGCGAAGUUGCUGGUGGUGCUGUGUGUCUCCCCCAGCCAAAAGUAUAUCACAGAGUCACUGCAAACCCUGGGUUUCGGAUCUCGCGCACGGCAAGUUCAGAGAGGGCACACAAAGAAAAGAAACCAACCAGCGCUGAGCAAGUCCAAAUAAGAAACACGACUCCUGUGGAUUGAAGCAUUAUUAAUGAGUUCCUCAGACUGAAAUGUAUCUUGUUGUCAUAAAGCUGAAAACUGCCAGUUAAAAUAAGCACUCCAUAUUGGCAAGCCCUAAAA